This is a messenger RNA of Iphiclides podalirius (scarce swallowtail), 1989 nucleotides long. NCBI's taxonomy places the organism in Eukaryota, Metazoa, Arthropoda, Insecta, Lepidoptera, Papilionidae. The record is from the annotation of a GenBank genome assembly.
AUGGAUGCAUUUGUGGAAACCGUUGGAACAUCUGUGUUGCUACGAAGGCGCGAGAUAUGCUUGACUCAGAGGAUCAUCGACGCUCUUGAGUCCGGUACUGAACAAGCCGAGUACCUGAGUAGCAUGGGAGAUGAUUUCAAAAGUGUUGUGGAACCUAACUUGGAAGGGGAAAACCCCAAGAGGAGAAUAGUGAUGUACCCCAUAGCGGACAGGCCGUUUUCGUUGGUCGUUUGCGUUAUCGCACCGAAGCUGACGGAGGAACGGGUACCAUUAAUCGUCUACGAGGGCUUCUUACGUCUGUUCAGCCAAAUAGACUCUUUGCCGGCACUACUGCAUGUUGUGACGGAGCAAGCAAAGUUGCUCCUGAAGGCCGAACAUUGCUCCGUGAUGCUGAUCGAUGUGGAACACAUGGACCUUUUCGAGGUUCAAUACCCCAGCAACAAUGAAAUGAGGAAUACGCAAACGGUGAAACGACGUGUCAAAAUGGGCGCCGGCAUCACGGGCCUCGUGGUGAGCACCGGCAAGCUUGUCAACGCUAAAAACCCAAAGCAACAUCCCAACUUCGACCCGACCAUAGAUUCGUACCCGGAUAUCGAGUGCAAGUCCCUCUUGGUAUUCCCGAUCCGCGACCAGAGCGGCAUCAUCGGCGUCGUCAGCAUCGCCAAUAGAGCCGGCGCUUCUCACUUCGACGGAAUGGACGAGGAGAUGGCGCUCGCCUUCAGCGUGUACUGCGGCGUCUGCGUCGUACACUCGAUGGUGUACCAGAAGCUGCAGGAGGCGCACAUCAGGAACGCGCUGGCGAACGAGCUGGUCAUGUACCACAUGAAGGUAAGCGAAUCAGAAGUGUCGCGGUUACUGGAGUGCACGGGUUUCCAUGGCAACCCGCACGUCGGCAGUCUGAACUUCAAUCCGCGCGCUCUGCCGCUACGCGAGUUGCCCUGCUACGCACUCAAGAUGUUCGACGACCUCGGUCUGAUAAAGAAGUUCAACCUGAACCGUGUCAAGUUGGCGCGUUUCAUCCUGCACGUGAAGAAGGGCUACCGAGACGUGCCGUACCAUAACUGGCUUCACGCCUUCAGCGUGACCCAGUGGGCUUACGCUGCCCUGGUAAACUACGACCUGGUUGCCAAAGGAUACCUCAACGAUUUGCAAGCGCUAAUGUACCUAAUAGCCUGUCUUGUGCACGAUCUGGACCACCGCGGCACCACGAGCAGAUUCCAGAUAGUGGGGCAGACCCCGCUGGCGGCGUUGUAUUCGAGCGCCGGCAGCGUGUUGGAGCGGCAUCACGCUGCCCAGGCCGCGUGCCUUUUGAACACGCAGGACUGCGACGUGUUGGCGCCCCUGCCACGCGCUCAGUACGACCGAGCUCUACUUCUGCUGCGCGACAACGUGCUCGCAACGGACCUCGCGAACUUCUUUAGGAACCUGGACGAGUACAAGUCUAUCGCGAGCGACUUCCAGCCGUCGAAGCGCGCCCACUCGCAGGCUCUGAGGGCGCUGCUGAUGAACGCGGCGGAUCUCAGCGACCAGCUCAAGGAGUGGGCGGUCGUCAAGAGCACCGCCGCGGCUGUUUUGACGGAGUAUUUCAAGCAGGGCGAGAUGGAGAAAAGUCGGGGCGGGGCUGCUCUGAGUAUUAUGGACCGCGACAAGUGUUUCAUCCCAGAGCUAGAAAAGGAGUUCCUCGUAACUACUUGCGUACCGCUUUACGACAUACUCGCACGCAUAAUACCCAAAGCUCAGCCUUGUUUGAAAGUACUGGAAAGCCACAUUGAGAAAUGGGAUGCGGCGACGCACGUCUUUGCCGAGGAAGUCGGAUCAGAAGUUUCACUUCAACAAGUAAAGUUUACAAACACGGGCACUUUACGCCAGGUGCCAGUUGCUGCCGGCUUAGCAGUCCUCCUCAGCCCCGAGUUGGACACCCUGAUAGAGCAGAGCGCAAUGGAGAUCGAGAGGAAACGCUUGCUCGAAGCCGAGGAAGAACAGGCCAAA